UCGAGCGCGGCUGCGUGUCCGCACUUCCGCGCCUCUUCACCGCGUUCGGCCACGGUGCCGCCAGCGCACCGAGAAGGAACGGAGGAAGUUUACACUUCGGGAGAGACAUGAUCAUGUGUUGAAGAUCCCGAGGAGAAGCCGGCCGGAGAACCCAUAUGCGGACCCGGAAUAGACGGUCCCGAGUCGGCGGCGGGCGAAGUGCGUUUAAAGGAAAACCGUCCGGACCGGAGAGUCAGAGUUCCACCUUCCUUUGCUUCGUCGGACGGUCGGUUUUGACAACCGUGAGAAAGCGCGCCCUUCCCCCCGAAAUGGGCUGUUUCUGCGGCGCUCCGGAGGAGUUCUACUGCGAGGUGCUGCUGUUGGACGAAAGCAAACUGACUCUGACAACCAAGCAACAGGGGAUAAAGAAGUCAACCAAGGGGUCAGUUGUCCUGGACUACGUGUUCAGCCACGUGAACCUGGCAGAGACAGAUUACUUUGGUCUACGUUACUGUGACCGCAGCCACCAGACGUAUUGGCUGGAUCCCUUGAAAACCCUUGCAGAGCAUAAAGAUUUGAUAACAACCGGACCACCAUACACCCUAUACUUUGGAGUCAAGUUUUACGCAGAGGAUCCUUGUAAACUAAAAGAAGAAAUAACACGGUACCAGUUCUUCCUCCAGGUGAAACAGGAUGUCCUUCAGGGCCGACUGCCCUGUCCGUUUAAUAUCAGUGCUCAGCUGGCUGCCCAUGCCAUCCAGUCUGAGCUGGGAGAUUAUGAUCCAUACAAGCACAUGCCGGGGUAUGUGUCAGAAUAUCGUUUUGUCCCAGAUCAGAAAGAGGAGCUGGAGGAAGCUAUUGAGCAAAUUCACAAGACCAUAAUGGGUCAGGUACCUGCAGAAGCUGAAGCUAAUUAUUUAAGAAUUGCCAAAUCACUGGAAAUGUAUGGUGUUGACCUUCAUCCUGUAUUUGGAGAGAAUCGCUCUGAGUACUUUCUGGGGUUAACACCAGUUGGAGUUGUUGUUUACAAAAAUAAAACCCAAGUUGGGAAGUAUUUCUGGCCAAGAAUAACAAAAGUACAUUUCAAGGAGGCCCAGUUUGAAUUGCGUGUCAUGGGGAAAGAUUGUAAUGAGACCUCAUUCUUCUUUGAAGCCCCCAAUAAAAUGGCUUGUAAGCAUCUUUGGAAGUGCUGUGUGGAACACCAUACAUUUUUCAGAAUGCCUGAAAAUGAUUCCAGCUCCUUGACGAGAAAACUGACAAAAUUUGGUUCUCUUGGAUCAAAACAUCGUUACACUGGGAAGACCGCUUUCCAGAUGGGGAAAGAUCCAUCUGUCCAGCUUCCACGACCAGAUCUGCAGGUUCUCAGAUGUCGUAGUAAGACAUACCCAAAGAGAGUCGCCCAAGCACCAGCAGCAAACAACAUGAAUCGAUCCAACGCAACUGCCGAGAACGGAGAGAACGAAGCAGCAAAAAACAAAUUUGUUGGACCUUCAUCUGGUAAAAGUCCCCAUAGUUCCAAAGUGACAAAAGUAGAAGGCAGUAUGGAGUCACCUUCCAGGAUAUCUGGUGCUCCAUGGGAAGAAAAUGCAACACAGAGUGGUCUUUACAAUUCUGCCGGCGAGCGAAACAAAUCCCCCAAAUUCCCGGCAGCGAGACGACGCACCCCCUCCGGUGGUAGUGAGAAUGAGGCAUCUCAGCCAGGCAGACGCAGGAAAGGGCAGUCCAACGAGGAGUCUCAGCAACAGAGGAGAAGGUCACGUUCCCGUGGCAACACCAGUAGUGGAAGUGAGUCCGAGAAUUCCAACAGGGAUCAUCGGAAAAAAAAGAAUAGGUCUCGACAAGAGAAUGAAAUGGUGGAUUCUGGUCCUCAGUGGGAGGCUGUGCUCCGCCGUCAAAAAGAAAGGUCGCAGAAUGAUCCCAGUCACAGGCGCUCCAGGCAUCGCUCACGAUCGAGAAGCCCUGAUGUCCAAGCAAAGGAGCAACUCUGGAAGCAUAUUCAGAAAGAACUUGUAGAUCCAUCAGGUCUAACUGAAGAACAGCUGAAAGAAAUUCCCUACAAGAAAGUUGAAACUCAAGGGGAUCCGAUCCGCAUUCGGCACUCGCAUUCUCCCAGGAGUUUCCGCCAGUACCGAAGAUCGCAGUGCUCUGAUGGAGAGAGAUCCGUUCUGUCGGAAGUCAAUUCUCGCAAUGAUUUUGUGGCCCCGUUGCCGGUGACGCGCACAGCUGAAACCCCAGGAUCCAGUGCACCUUCCACUCAACAGAAAAAGAGUGACUCCAAAGACAACCUUACAGAGAGUAGAGACCCUGAAGUAAAAUGCGGCAUCAAGGUGGUGAAGAUGGCUCACGCUCUACAAACAAAGGCAGAAACGUGACCCAAGGGCCACUUCCUCUGUGAUGCAUCCAACCAAGAGCCCGGCGUUGCUCGAAAGCCUGGAAAGAGAUGAGCCAAUGGAAAGACCAAUAUUGGCAACACUCAAAACUUUCAGCACCUUCCUCCUCCAUUGAAAUGUCCCAUUUACACUUUAGGUAAUGCAUGGGUAGAUUGAGUACUCUUUCUUAACUAAGACGUGUCCUCCUGUAACCCUGUAUGAUGGCAACACUGAGUUGCCAUCACUGCAAGAACAUCGCAAGAAACCUAAAGCCCUCCACACUUCCUGCUGCAGACUGUGAUGUGGUAACGUACGGUAAUAGUGUAAAACAGCAAGGUUUUACUGAAUACACCUGGCACAGAGUCCCUAAUCAGUGUGUUGUUUAAAUCUAAACAUGAUUUUAUCCAACUUUUGUCAUCACUACAAUCUCAUAACCGAUCAAGUGCGGUAUGCAGAUGGAUUAAGGAAUGUCUGUGUUGCACAUACCUCUAAGGGGUUUCGGCUCCACUUCGUACAGUAUUAAAUUUGUUCUGCUGAGAUAAGUUUUGGGUUUCGAAUCAACAUAGCCUGACUGUGUCUUCAGUCAUGUUUUACCAUUGGAUUUCAGCUGCUGUUUUUAUGACUUAUUUGCACAGUCAUGCUUUCGUUUUCACUGCUGUUCGGAACCAACUCACUAGAUGGCAUAGUUGAAUGAGUUUCACUUAUUAAUAAAUGUUCUAAAUGGAUAUUAUUCCUUUUGUCAUGAAGCAGAGAUGAACAUGUAUCAUUGCACACGUGCAAAAUUCAACACAUUUAU
Scleropages formosus (Asian bonytongue) is the source of this 3144-nucleotide messenger RNA. RefSeq names its product erythrocyte membrane protein band 4.1 like 4A (gene epb41l4a). The coding region runs from base 156 to 2351 and encodes 731 amino acids. Lineage: Eukaryota; Metazoa; Chordata; Actinopteri; Osteoglossiformes; Osteoglossidae. Gene Ontology annotation, molecular function: cytoskeletal protein binding. Gene Ontology annotation, cellular component: cytoskeleton. The transcript has 24 exons. The record is from RefSeq and is a predicted model, not a curated record. Gene Ontology annotation, biological process: actomyosin structure organization.